CCUGCACACAGUUAGCAAUUACUUUUCGCACGAAAUGGCUGCAACUAUCAAGCUCUAUACCAAUCAUGGCUGCCCUUGGGCUCACCGGGCUCAUAUUGCAUUGAAUGAGCUGAAGUUGCCAUUUGAGGAAGAAAUCAUUGACCUGAGCGUUCCUCGUACACAAGAAUACCUGGCUAUCAAUCCCCGCGGUCUUGUUCCCAGCCUUUCGUACAACGGCCAGAUCAUCACCGAAUCUGGGAUCGUCGCCCAAUUUCUAGCUGAUGCUCACCCAUCGCAUUUAGUCCCCACUGGUGGCACGCCAGAAGCAGCUCUUGCUCGUGCUCGAGUGAAUUUCUUUGUCGAUACAUUUUUCACCAAGGCAAACUCUCAAUACCACAAAGCUCUCUUUGCCAAAACAGACGAAGAGGCUGAAGCCGCCUCCCAGGAGUUUUUGAAGCAGCUUGAGAAGGAAGUUGAACCUCUGUUGAGCGACGCGGCUCCGUAUUUUGGAGGAAGUAAAACAUUGACACUGGCCGAAGUCCUUACUGGCUCCUUUAUCCUGAGACUACUGGCUCUGCCGAAGAACGGCGUUGGACCAGAGAGCUUGAUCAAAGAUUUGCCUACUAGAACUCCCAACUUCUAUAAGUGGGCCAACGCCGUGAUUGAGCAUCCGAGCGUGAACAGUAUCUGGAAUGAGGAAAAUGUGGUAUCCAAGACCAAGACCAUACUUGCGAAACAGAAGGCUUAGAUUCAUUGUCGCGAAAAUUAGUGUCUCGUUAUUAGCGAGAUAAUAUAGUCAAAUCACAUUAUGCUAAAUAAGAGCAAUUUUUUACG
Molecule: messenger RNA, 813 nt
Organism: Trichoderma atroviride IMI 206040
Lineage: Eukaryota; Fungi; Ascomycota; Sordariomycetes; Hypocreales; Hypocreaceae
Cellular component (GO): cytoplasm
Source: RefSeq, a predicted model, not a curated record